Messenger RNA from Vanessa tameamea, 2001 nucleotides. RefSeq names its product carboxylic ester hydrolase-like. The record is from RefSeq and is a predicted model, not a curated record. Lineage: Eukaryota; Metazoa; Arthropoda; Insecta; Lepidoptera; Nymphalidae. Bases 117 to 1808 code for a protein of 563 amino acids. Gene Ontology annotation, molecular function: serine hydrolase activity. The transcript is spliced from 4 exons.
AUAAUAUAAAAUGUGAAUUAAUUUUAUCGUAUCGUAAAGUAGUCAAUAUUAAUUAAUUUUGAAGUUGGUAAUCCAUUUUAUUUUAUAAUUGGUAUAUUAUCUAAGUAUAACACAGGAUGAAUUUAUUCAUAAACAGAAACCUUCCGAAUAUUUUAUUUAAUUGUAGGUUUUUUGGUACUUCAAGUGCAAUGAAUAAUGCUAUAGUGACAGUAAAAGAAGGAAAAUUACAAGGUACUAUUCAAAACUUGCCUGAUGGGACAAAAUACUACAGCUUCAAAGGAAUACCAUAUGCCCAACCUCCUAUUGGAAAACUUAGGUUCAAGGCACCUAAGCCCUUGAUGCCAUGGAAUGGGAUACUAAAAGCAAUAGACCAUGGCCCAGUAUGCCCCCAGACUGAUCUUCUAACUCGGAAUAUUUUAGAAGGCAGUGAAAAUUGUCUCUUUCUGAAUAUCUACACACAAUCACUACAAUCAGAUUCUAAAAUACCAGUUAUGAUUUUUAUUCAUGGAGGAGGAUUUCAAGCCGGAUCUGGAAAUUCCGACAUGCUCGGUCCAGAGUUUUUAAUUCAACAUAAUGUUAUUUUGGUGACUAUUAAUUAUAGGUUAGAGGCUUUUGGUUUUUUGUGUCUUGAUAUUCCAGAAGUACCCGGUAAUGCUGGCCUAAAAGAUCAGAUUGCAGCAUUUUAUUGGAUUAAAAAUAACAUUGCCCAGUUUGGGGGUGAUCCAGAAAACAUUACUAUUUUUGGAGAAAGCGCUGGUGGUGCAUCAGUCACAUACCACAUGAUAUCUCCUAUAGCCGAAGGACUAUUUCAAAAAGCGAUAGCACAAAGUGGAACAUUCUUAGCAGAUUGGGCAUUUCAAGAUAAUGCUAAAGAAAAUGCUUUCAAAAUCGGAAAAUAUUUAGGCAACAACACCAAUGAUCCUUACGAACUACUGGAGUUGUUACAAAGCGUACCAAGUAAUAAAUUAGCAGGAAUAACAUAUAAUAUAAUGACGCAAGAAGAAAAGGUGAGAGGAAUGCCGAUGAUUUUUACUCCUGUUGUUGAAAAAGAAUUUUCGGAUCAUGAAGCAUUCCUUAAUAGAAAUCCUAUUGAUAUGCUAAUGUCAGGAAAAAUUCAAAAAAUUCCGUUUUUAACUGGUUAUACAACUGGAGAAGGAUUAAUAUCAGUGCCUAAUGAAUUGAAAAAAUUGGAAGUUAAAAAUAAGUUCCCAUCAUAUUUUUUGCCAAAACAAAUAAGUAUGGCAAUAUCAGAGGAUAAGGCAAAAGAAUUAGGUGAUCGCAUAAAGCAAUUCUAUUUUGAAAACAGAGAUAUCACACGAAAUGACACUGAACAAUUAGCAAUCAUUGGAGGACUUCAAUUAAUUGUAUAUGACAUUUAUAGAUUUCUUCAUUUCUAUACUAAUGUAUGUGAAACAGUUUACAUGUAUAGAUUUAACUUGGUAUCAGAUUUGAAUUUGAUAAAAAUAAUGUUAGGAUUGGAAGCUUCCAACGGUGCUUGUCAUGCAGAUGACGUAUUCUACAUCUUUAAUAAUAUCAAUAGUAGAGAACAAUGUCAAGAACAGAAGAUAUUAAGGGACCAUGUAUAUAUGGUCACAAAAUUUUGGUCCGAUUUUGCUAAAACUGGAAACCCGACUCCAGAUGAUACAUUUAAUUUCAAAUGGAAUCCAUACACAAAAUCGAGCAGAGAGUAUUUGCGUAUAGAUGAAACAUUGUCCAUGGGAACAAGUGAUGAUAAAAUUCAUAUAGAUUUUUGGAAUAAACUGUUUAUUGAUGCUGGACUGCCCGGUAUUAGUAAAAGUAGUUUGUAAUAUAUCACAAUCCAUUAUACUAUACCCUGUAUAAGUUAGCUUAAUCUUUUUGACAGGUGUAAAUUUUUCUGAUCGACAUAACUUUGCAAUGACGAAAAUAUUAUUUUCUUACUUUAAUGAUUUAAAAAAUUGUUAAAAUAUUAAAAAAAUAUAUAUAACACAAAAGUCCUUAAAGAUGCAAGUGUUAUCCGAA